UUCUUCUUUAGCUCAUAUGCUUCUCUAUAUCUGGUCUCGCUUCUUCUGCCUCUCGGUUUAUGUGACAAUGUACCUCAAUGAUUGUCAAAGAACUAACUUCUACGAGGGUAUCGGGUUAAACACAAAGGAGUUCGAUAUGCAUGUCAUCAUCGAAACAAACCGAACCACGACAAGAAUAUUCCCGGCGGUGCUGGAUGUUGAGAACCCUGAGUUUAAGAGGAAAUUGGAUAGAAUGGUUGUGAGCUAUGAGAAGCUGCUGGCUGUAGGACAAACCGAUGAUCCUUCUUUCAUCAAGACACUCAAGCGGAUUCCUUUGGUUGCUUCUUUAGCCUCUGAGAUCUUGGCUGCUUAUCUCAUGCCUCCUGUUGAAUCUGGCUCUGUUGAUUUCGCCGAGUUUGAGCCUAAUCUUGUUUAUUAGUAGCAGCAAUGUCAAGUCUUGAGUUUACAGCUGGUUUCUUGAUUCCUUGUAAUUGAAUGAUCAAAACUGAGAAACAUCUUUUUUUU
Molecule: messenger RNA, 504 nt
Organism: Camelina sativa (false flax)
Lineage: Eukaryota; Viridiplantae; Streptophyta; Magnoliopsida; Brassicales; Brassicaceae
Product: magnesium-protoporphyrin IX monomethyl ester [oxidative] cyclase, chloroplastic-like
Biological process (GO): chlorophyll biosynthetic process; photosynthesis
Cellular component (GO): chloroplast thylakoid membrane
Molecular function (GO): metal ion binding; magnesium-protoporphyrin IX monomethyl ester (oxidative) cyclase activity
Source: RefSeq, a predicted model, not a curated record